Capsella rubella is the source of this 1005-nucleotide messenger RNA. Its product is annotated as serine-aspartate repeat-containing protein I-like. The record is from RefSeq and is a predicted model, not a curated record. Lineage: Eukaryota; Viridiplantae; Streptophyta; Magnoliopsida; Brassicales; Brassicaceae. The transcript has 3 exons. Bases 1 to 1005 code for a protein of 334 amino acids.
AUGGAAUGUGGUCAUGAAGAUGGUUCAGAGGAGGAUGACAGUGAUGAUGGAAGAGAACUGAAUAAGUUUGGAGCAUUCUUGGGAAUCACAGAAUUUGCUGAAGGAAAAGAAGUUUCAGAAUCUGAAUCUGAUGUAGGACAGAUAGAUGAUUUCACAGAAUGUUACAAGGAGGUGCGUGAAGCACUGAUUAAGAUUGGACAGGAGAAUCAGAUCUUAAUUAAAGAGAAGCAUCGUCUUGAUGACCUCGUUGAGUCAUUGCAAAAUGAGUUGAAGGAUAAGCUGGCUAUUUCUACUAAAGCAAUAAAAUUUAAGAGAGGUUUGGGGUAUAGUGGACAAGGAGGAUCUCAAACAGGGCAAAUCAAGAGUUCACAUCAUAUGACAAGAUCCUGGAGCAAACUACGGAGUUUAAAGGAAAGGAAAGGAAUCACUAAAAUCAUUCUCAAGGAAAAGGAUAAGAACUCUGCAUUAGAACCUGCAAUUGCGUCAGAACUUGCAACUGCGUCAGAACCUGCAACUGCUUCAAACCCUGCAACUGCUUCAGAACCUGCAACUGCGUCAGAACCAGCAACUGCGUCAGAACCAGCAACUGCGUCAGAACCAGCAACUGCUUCAGAACCUGCAACUGCAUCUGAACUUCCAACUGAAUCAGAAUCUGCAGCCAAAUCAGAAUUUUUCACUACAUCAGAACCUACAACAGAAGCUUGUAGCAUGGAAAAUUCAGUGUUAAAGAGGGAGAAACUCAAGUUAGAGUCUAAGGUUGCAGAAUCACAAAAAUAUGCUGUUGGGAAAGAAGAAGAAGCAUCAUUAGCUAGAGUACAACUUGAAGAAACUCAAAGAAAUUUGAGAAUGCUUAAUAAUGGCACGAAACAGUUAGAUCAUAUUCUGAGCAUUGGGAAGAUUGAUCAACAUGGUCUUAGAUUUAAAGGAAAUCUUUCUGAAUCAGAUCCAAUGUUUGUUCUCUGCUGGUUACUAGAGAAAGCUAUAUCAAUGGGAGAAUGUUUUUAA